AUGGCACGAACUGUAGAUAAAGAUGAAUAUCAUAAAGAACUAUCAUCGUUUGCUAUUGGACCAUACAGAUUUACAAACUGUCAGCUAAUAGGUGGAGGAACAUAUGGUACUGUCUAUAAAGCAUAUGAUAUUCAACAACGGACACAUUUUGCGAUAAAAGUGAUCAAAUUAGACAGUCGAGAAGGUGUACCUGGAACUUGUCUUCGGGAAGUAUCAAUUUUAAAAGAACUUACCCAUCCAAAUAUUGUUAAAAUUCAUAAUGUUUUUCCAAACGAUGGGUGCAGGAAACUAUAUUUGAUAUUCGAACAUCUUGAUUAUGAUUUGAAAAUGCUUAUUGAAAAAUUGCGACCCAAAUCCUUUCCAAUGCCUUACAUCAAAAGUUUUUUAUGGCAGUUGCUGCGAGCUCUUACACUUUGCCAUACACAUCGUGUGUUGCAUCGAGAUUUGAAGCCUCAGAAUAUUUUAGUUGCUGCAAAUGGCACUGUAAAAAUUGCUGAUUUUGGUCUUGCACGUUCCUUCACAAUACCCUCAAGAUGUUAUACGCAUGAGAUUGUAACUUUGUGGUAUCGUGCACCCGAAAUUUUACUCCGUUCAAGAUUUUAUUCAACAGCAGUAGAUAUAUGGAGUUUGGCUUGUAUAUUUGCUGAGCUUGUUACUUCGGAACCGCUGUUUCGCGCAGAAUCUGAAAUCAGUCAACUGCUUAAGAUAUUUCAGAUUCUAGGAACUCCUACUGUGAAAACUUGGCCUGGUCUGGCAAAUUGCAUUGAUUACAAAGAUAGUUUCCCACAAUGGACAGAAUGCGUCCUAGCGGAAUAUGUGCCAGGUCUAGAUAGUGAUGGCCUAGAUUUGCUUGCGCUAAUGUUGCUAUAUCCACCUGAAGAACGGAUUACUUCAAAAGCAGCACUCAGUCAUCGUUUCCUCAGAGAUGUACCGAUACAUAUUCAACCUGUCGCAACAUUAUUUGGACCAGAUGAUGAAUGA
Messenger RNA from Brugia malayi, 981 nucleotides. It is a transcript of the gene Bma-cdk-2, whose product is annotated as Cell division protein kinase 2, putative. Gene Ontology annotation, molecular function: cyclin-dependent protein serine/threonine kinase activity; cyclin binding; ATP binding. Gene Ontology annotation, biological process: regulation of G2/M transition of mitotic cell cycle; regulation of gene expression; protein phosphorylation. Lineage: Eukaryota; Metazoa; Nematoda; Chromadorea; Rhabditida; Onchocercidae. Gene Ontology annotation, cellular component: nucleus; cyclin-dependent protein kinase holoenzyme complex; cytoplasm. The transcript has 7 exons. Bases 1 to 981 code for a protein of 326 amino acids. The record is from RefSeq and is a predicted model, not a curated record.